Molecule: messenger RNA, 3370 nt
Organism: Oldenlandia corymbosa var. corymbosa
Lineage: Eukaryota; Viridiplantae; Streptophyta; Magnoliopsida; Gentianales; Rubiaceae
Source: the annotation of a GenBank genome assembly
UGAAGAUGAAGAAUAAACAGUGUAGGGGAAAAAAAAGAGAAAGAACAGAAGCGCCAUUCAGGGUUUAAGCCCCAAAACCUUUUUCCACCCGGUCCACGUCCACCGCCACCGCCACCGCCACCACAAUGGUGGCAGCCUUGCUCCACCUCUUCCUCCUCCGCAGACGCCUCAAAGUUCCAAACUUUCUCAUUUCUGGCAAUCAUCAGUACACUAUCCUUCCCAAAGUAUCAUUCUCUUCUCUCUCUUCUUCUCCCCAACCCCAAAACCCUUUAAGACCGCCGGAGCCAAUCCCAAAGCCCUCUUCUUUAUCCGCUCGUAUGAGCUUUGUUUUCGACCAAAUUGACGCAAUCGAGAAAGAACGAUCGCAGAAAGACCAAACCCUCCAACGAAUUCGGGCCUGGAGGGAAUCCAAGAAGCAACCCGCCAAGGAAAUUAUCCCUGACCCAGUUGAGGCAAAUGAAGCAGGAAAAAGUUUAGGAGAAAUUGAAUUCACGAAGAAGGAGGAGGUUAGGGAAAAUGUGGGACUUCUUGAUAGUAAGAGGGAAGUGGAGUUGGUUCAUCCCUGGCCGGAAUGGAUUGAAUUGAUGGAGAGGUUAGUGCAGCAGAACUACUUUGAUCAUAAGAGAAAAGAUGAAGAGGGAAUGAUUGAGAACUUGGGAUUCAAUUUACCUGAAAUGGUUGAGGAGGAAGGCUUUGAUUUUACAAGGGAUUUCAAAACUGUUCAGACAGCUAUGUUGAAUUUUGGGCGCGAUCGUUUCGAUAUAAUGAGGUCAUUGUCAAGACAGGACCUUCAAAUCUUGGUUGGUUAUGGUUGCCCCAGUGCGGACAAGAAGGUGGUUUUCUCUUCAAAACUGUUAAGGAAACAUGUCCACCUGGAUGAGGGAGAUGUUUGCAGUGCCUGCAGUUUGAGGAGCACUUGUGAACGAGCAUAUUUGAUAACCAAUAAAGAAGAUGAAGCUAGGACUAUCGAUGUCAUGCGUGUAUUAUUGGCGUAUGGUUUUGAUGCUGUAAAUGGAUCUGUUACAAAUAAGUCUCUGCUGAAGAGAAAAUCUCUGAAGAAUGUUGUUCGUAAAUUGAUUCACGAAGUGGUGAAGUUGAGUGCAGUGCCAAUAGAUCCUAAUCUUCCCCCUCCUGUGAUCAAAAAGCCUCCACCAAAGGUGAAGCAACCACCUCCCCCUCCAAAGAAACGUGUUGGACGGGAUGACAUUGAAAUGAAAAAGGGUGAUUGGCUUUGUGUGAAGUGCGACUUCAUGAAUUUCGCCAAGAAUACAGUCUGCCUACAGUGUGACGCCAACCGUCCAAAGAGACAGCUACUUCCUGGAGAAUGGGAAUGCCCUCAAUGCAAUUUCCUGAAUUAUCGAAGAAACACGAUAUGCUUCCAUUGUGAACACAAGCGUCCCCCUGAAGAAUUUGCAGAGAAUCCAAUGCAAGAGGGGCAGCAUAGUCCCAGGAGAAUGGAAAAGAAAUCUGGCAGGCCAGAGAUUUCUAAUGCAUGGAAUUUCGACUUUGAUGACAAUGAAUCUGAUGGGGCUGAUGUUGCUGCAUUCGAGUAUGGAGAUUCCAAAUUUCGAAAGGAAGAAUUUAAUGUUGAUAAGCAAGCUCGUGGAAAUUUUAAUAGGGCACCUGAAGACGGAGGUGGCAGACCUUCUAGGUACUCUGAGAGGGAGUAUGUUGAUGCUGGUCCUAGUAAACCCAGAUUGGGAUUUGAUGAUUUUGAUGAUGAAGAUGAUGAUUUGGAUAGUUAUGAGCUGGAUACUCGAAACGAUGUACAUAAGGCUUCUGCUGUGAAUUUUUCUGAGCUUGAGGUAGACUCGUUUUCCGAAGACGACGAUGAUGACACAACAAACCUUGAGAGGACAGCUCACCACAAGUCCAGGGGCUGGACCCAAAAUAAGCAACAUGACUCUUAUUCAGAAGAUGAAGACAAAUUUGCCCACAGUAGGAAUACUCGUUCACAUUCCAGUCAUCGGAACCAAAAUAUGCCAUCUCAUUCGAGGCAUCAAGUGGGCUUCUCUGGUUCUGAUUCCGAGAUGGAUUUUGGUUCAGAUGAUGACCUUCCAAUUCAUCCUAACUGGAAAACUAGCCAUGUCAAUCAGAGAAGCAGAGGAAGAGGUUCAAUGAGCUUUGGUUCAGGUGAUGACCUCAGCUCUGACGGUGACGUUGAAGAUGAUUUUGGAAUGAGGCAGAAAAUAGGGAAUAAGUUGAGCUCGAACAGGGGUUCUAGAAAGCAACAACGAUUCAAUAGUGGUGAUGAAGCAUCCUCUGAUAUGGAAUUCAAUGAUAGUGGCCGUUUUAAGAAGAAAAGUUCCGGUGGUGGCAAAGUAGGUUUACAUGGCCGAGGAACAACUGAUCGUGGUGUGGGCAGAAAAAGAAACUCCACUGGGGAUGGCUUUCCUCAAUCUUCUCGAUCUUCACGUGGUCCUCGAGGUAAAAAAUUUGAAGAUGAUGAUGGUGGCUACAGAACUAGUUCGAGCAAUGGUCGUUUCAAAAAUCUUGGAAACCAAAGAAGAGAAGGGUCUCAUAAACAGAGACAAGACAGAUAUAGUAGUUCCAACAGACAAGAUGGUAGAAAUCUUGGAAACCAAAGAAGAGAAGGGUCUUAUAAACAGAGGCAAGACAGAUAUAGUAGUUCCAACAGACAAGGGGAUACUUAUUUCGAUGAUGAAAGAUUCCAAAGACCCCGGGUAAAUGUUAGAUAAGAGCUAUUGCUUCAGUCAUCGUUUAAAAUCCUAUGCAUCAAGUUGCUUGUAAAGAAAUGGAGUUGUUCUCCCCUUCUCAAAAGACAAAGCAAAACAGGUUUGACAAGCUGUUCAAAAGGCAGCCUAGUAACAGGAGCCACAAGGUGUGGCUGCCAGAGAAGGCUUGGUUCCCGAAAGCCGAGACUGUGUUGCGGUAUAGGUGCAUGAUCAACCUCCGAUGCGGGAGAGGGCAGAAUAUAAGAGUUGCCUCAGAAAUCAGAAGGGGUUGAAGAGAUGCUAGGCUGGAGCCGUGCUUUGAAGUUAACUAUGUGACUAAUAUGUUGAGCUGAGUUGGUAAAGAGAGUUCAAAAUUAAAGAGUUGAUCAGCUACAGUCCGAAUUUUUUUUGACACACUGUAGUCGGGCGUUUCUUCUUUUUUCCCAUCUGUUGUAGUAUAUCGUUAAUUAUUUCGCAAUUUCACUCGUUGCUUCACAAAUUUCACUUACAGGACUAAACGAGAAGAGUUUAGUAGGUUCCAAAAUGUAAAAUGUUAAAAACCUUGGGAACAUUUGCGACAGAAAUGUGGACUCCUACACUCGUUCCUCUCAGAAAGAGUUCUAUUGUCUUGUUUGUGGAUCAUAACAAUUGUUUUGAGACGAACAUGGUUAUGAAUAUCAGCUCAAAACGUUGGG